GCGCGAAGCCGCCGUCGCCCAGAUUCCCUUGCACUGCCGCUCGCAGCUGCUCCAGGAGCACCGUUGCUCCGGGGCUGUUCCCGCGAAACGCCCGGGGGGACCGGCGCGCCCGGCUCUUCCUUCCUCCCGGGCGCAUUUCCGGGCGGGCAGGAGGGGCUCCAUCCGGACGGGGGCGCGGGUGCUGCGCCGGGUCCGCCGCAGAGGAGGAGGGCAGAUGAAUGGUAGGAGAGGAAAUUGAGAUGGAUCCCUGCAUCAAAUAAGCAGAAACCAGUGAGCAUGAAGUGAGAAAAGAGGGAAUUCGAAAUGAAAGGAUAUCAAAAGAACACAAGACGACCGAAUACAGAACAAGAGGAAAACAUCUGAUAUUUCUCAAUGUCCUGCAAACACUCGCCCUUCAUUCCUUUGAGUCCCGGAAAGAGGAAGGGGAAAGAAUCUUGUUUUUGACAGAUAACCGAAUGAUGGAAGAAUGUCUGGAUCCUAAGUAGAGCAAGGAAUGAGGCCAAAUGAAUGUGCAGAACGCUGAAAGAGCAUCGAACUAGGGACGAGAGUUCAUCAACUCCCGGUGUGCAGAAGCCCUUUGAACCCGUGCAGUGUGGAAGGAGGCUCAGAGAUAGCCGAGGUUUAGUGAGCAUCACUGAUCCAGCACUUGGAGGAAGCCACAUCAAGUCAUGGAAGGAAGGCUGAUCUUAAGUGCUGUCGGGACGCUUAGAAAAAGCGGCCGGGUGCAGAGUGGAGAGCAGCCGUCUAAAUGCACAGAAUGUGGGAAGAGCUUCAGUGGUGCUGGAAAUAAUUCUGGGCAGCAAAGAAAGGAUGUAGGGGAGGAGCCAAACAAGUGUAUGGGAUGCAGGAAGGGCCUCCAUGAAAGUGGAGGUCUUAGUAAACAUCAAGGAUUCCACAGUGGAGAUGCACCAUAUUCAUGUACGGAAUGUGGCAAGAGCUUCACUCAAAGCGGGCAGCUUACUAUGCAUCAAAGAACACACUCUGGGGAGAAGCCAUGCAUAUGCGUGGAAUGUGGCAAGAGGUUCAGCUGCAGUCGUGCUCUUAACAUCCAUCACAGAACGCACUCUGGGGAGAAGCCAUACACGUGCAUGGAGUGUGGCAAGAGCUUCAGUGACAGAGGAAAUCUUACAAUCCAUCAAAGAACGCACUCUGGGGAGAAGCCAUACACAUGCAUGGAAUGUGGCAAGACCUUCAGUAAUAGAGGAAAUCUUACACGCCAUCAAAAAACGCACACUGGGGAGAAGCCAUACACAUGCAUGGAAUGUGGCAAGAGCUUCAGUGUCAAAGGAUCUCUUAUACUCCAUCAAAGAAAGCACACUGGGGAGAAGCCAUACAUAUGCAUGGUAUGUGGCAAGAGCUUCAGUAAUAGAGGAAAUCUUACACGCCAUCAAAGAACGCACACUGGGGAGAAGCCAUACACAUGCAUGGAAUGUGGCAAGAGCUUCAGUGUCAGAGGAUCUCUUACAAUCCAUCAAAGAAUGCACACUGGGGAGAAGCCAUACACAUGCAUGGAAUGUGGAACGAGCUUCAGUCAACUGGGGCAGCUUACCAUGCAUCAAAGAAUGCACACUGGGGAGAAGCCAUACACAUGCAUCGAAUGUGGCAAGAGCUUCAGUGUCAAAGGAUCUCUUACACUCCAUCAAAGAAUGCACACUGGGGAGAAGCCUUACACAUGCAUGGAAUGUGGAAUGAGCUUCAGUCAACGGGGGCAGCUUACCAUGCAUCAAAGAAUGCACACUGGGGAGAAGCCAUACACAUGCAUGGAAUGUGGCAAGAGCUUCAGUAAUAGAGGAAAUCUUACACGCCAUCAAAAAACGCACACUGGGGAGAAGCCAUACACAUGCAUGGAAUGUGGAAAGAGCUUCAGUGUCAAAGGAUCUCUUACACUCCAUCAAAGAAUGCACACUGGGGAGAAGCCAUACACAUGCAUGGAAUGUGGCAAGAGCUUCAGUCAAAAUGGAAAUCUUAUCAGCCAUCAAAAAACACACACUGGGGAGAAG
Messenger RNA from Varanus komodoensis (Komodo dragon), 2000 nucleotides. Its product is annotated as gastrula zinc finger protein XlCGF57.1-like. The annotation marks the transcript as partial. NCBI's taxonomy places the organism in Eukaryota, Metazoa, Chordata, Lepidosauria, Squamata, Varanidae. The record is from RefSeq and is a predicted model, not a curated record. Gene Ontology annotation, biological process: negative regulation of transcription by RNA polymerase II. The transcript has 3 exons. Gene Ontology annotation, molecular function: DNA-binding transcription repressor activity, RNA polymerase II-specific.